Molecule: messenger RNA, 1681 nt
Organism: Colletotrichum godetiae
Lineage: Eukaryota; Fungi; Ascomycota; Sordariomycetes; Glomerellales; Glomerellaceae
Exons: 1
Coding region: 501-1580 (359 amino acids)
Source: RefSeq, a predicted model, not a curated record
UCCUUACGGCACACGCAGCUCACCGAGGGGCUCUAGCUUUAUUUUAGCGUGGUGUGUUUAGCCUAUCGUGCCAACGUAAAGUAACGGCAAGAGCGAAGUAGAUGGGCCAGGCUCUUUCCAGGUUUGGUACAAGUUUGCACUGAGGGAAAGGAAGGACCAGCCCAGAUCCAAAGGGUAACUGCCGGACCUGCCUUCAAGACUAAGGUAAUUCAAUCACUUGACCAAGUUAGAGCCUUUUCUUCAACAACCACCCAAACUACAUCCUCUUCUUGACCACCACUGAGACACGAUACCCGGAUUCCUCGCGAAGUAAAACUUACAACUUCCACUUAACGGCGACAACAUACUUCCAAUCGAUAAUUACGCUCUGUCGCCUUAUUGCACCGUCGACUCAUUCCUAUUUGCCAACGAUUUCCCGAACGAGUCAGAUAACCUACCUAAAUCAGCCCACCAUUCACCGCAUAGGUGCGGCGCUAUCCGUACCUAUACCACACAAAACCAUGGCCGACUCCUUCCCAACCCCGACGACGACCCCGAAGCGCAAGAGGGACGAAGACGACCAGCCGCUGUCACCGAUAUACACAGCCUCCAAAUUCUCCUUCCAGCUGCCUGUUGACCACACUCCCAAGGGCAGCGAUGUGGAGGACGGCAGCGCAAGCCCUCACAGCAAGGUGGUUCACAAGUUCCGUGGUCUGGCGCUGAGUGGGAAUAGUGGUGGGGGCGGGGUAGCCCAGCAACAGAACCGAGCCGCCGCCGCCGCUGCUGCUGCCCCCCAGGGCCUAUAUGCACACGGCGCCGCAUACGACCCGACGCGCGACGAGCACAAGAACGGCAGGGGAUACGGAUACUCUGACGACGACCCAUUUGCGAGCCGUAAGAGACUCAAGGUUCCUGAGCUGGAGAUGACGGACGUUGAGGGCAACAACACCGCUGUCGCUACCGCUUCAGCUACCGCAGACAUACCAGUUGUCAUUCCGGACCCCGACGUCAAGAGCGAUCCGGUAGCUACCCCGAAAUCGAAGCCUGUAGUAAAAGACGCUGCCACUACUGCCGGCGCAACAGUCGCCACGAGCUCACAACAGCUUCCAUAUCCUUCGCUCGACAAACUACAAGAUCCAAAAUCUCGAGGACGGAGACGCGCCGGCACACCACCGCUCAAGGGUCGCAAGGGCACCAACAAGACCAAUGCCGCUGCAGCAGCCUCGGCCGCUGGACCGCAGCAACAACAAGAAGACCAGGAGAUGAAGACGAUUGUGGACCCAGUCAGGGCUGCACUCACCUGGAAGGAGGAAGAGAUUACGAUUUACGACCCAGAAGACGACGACGAUGACGGCACGGGCAUUAACGGGGUCGGAUUCAUGCCCACUGCCGCAAUGGCCUAUGCGCGGACGCAGAAGCGCCGGCUGCAGCUGGCCGAGUACAAGAAGCGGGAGGAGAGCGAGGCCAGGGCCCGACGCAGCCAGCGGAGACGAGGCAGCGGUGCUGGUCUUGCUUCCAAGCCUUCUGCUGGCGGCAGCGGAGGCGUGCGAAAGGUGCGCUUCACGGAAUCAGAAGCGAGCACAGUUGUGACCAACGUCUAAGGAUGGUCACAUGAUGGGUGCGAGCAGUGAAUUUUGCGAUUGGACAUGGCAUCAUUGAGCCCUGUGGUUUGGCUUGGGUAUGGCCCGGCUGAGGAAAUGGC